CAUUGAUUUCAUUAGCUUUCUCUCACAAAUUUCAUUCCUUAAAUCUCAUUCUCUACUCUUUUUUUUUUGUUCUUACAACUCGAAUUUUCGUUUCCAAUUAUAAUGAAGAGUGGUGAAGAUGAUCACUAUCCUUUGCGCAUGAAAAUAGAUUGGUCUGAUAAAGUGACCAAAACUUUAGAGGAAGCUAUGCUUAAAGCAAAGUCGUCUUGUAUUCACAAAUUUGAUCUUAAUAAACUUCCUCCUUCUGAUACAGAUGAUGAAGAGCAGGAUGAAGCAAAGAGAAGAGACCAUAAAGUUUCUAGUGGAGCUCCCUCUAGGUUUUGUAAUAAUUUUGACCUUAACAAGUCUCCAAAGGAAGAGCCACCAAACCACGACGGUCACAAGGUAACUCAGAACGUUCUAAACCCUAAACCUCUCAAGAAAAGAGGAAGAGGUAGUAGUGGUAGGUUGAAUAAAGCAAAGAAGCAAAGACUCAACGUUGUUUUGGAAGUAAAAGACGCGGUGCUCAUCUUUGAGAAGACUUUGUUUGCGAGUGAUGUUAAUCCAAAUCAGAGCCGUUUCUUAAUCCCUUUCAAAAAGCUAAAAAGAAACGACUUCUUGACUCAAGAGGAAUCGAGUUUCUUAGAACAAGAUGAAAACAAGAAGGGGAAGAAGCCUGGAGUGGAAGCGCUUCUCGUGAACGAAAGGUCUCAAACGUGGAGUUUGGUUUUCAAGAGAUGGGUGAUGAAGAAGGAGAAGGACUCUCAAAACGGUUCGUUGCACUACGUUUUGAACCGUGGCUGGAACGACAUCGUUAAGGACAAUAAGUUGGAAGCCAACGAUAAGAUCAGUCUCUGGUCUUUUAGGUCCGAUGGAGUUCUUUGCUUUUCCCUUGUUACUCAUCCUUCCACCAUUAGCUCAUAGUAGCUCUUGUGCUAUCUCAUGAUUGUCGUUCUCUCUUUUUUUUUGUAGGUGGUAAAUUUUGGUUUUUCUUUACGUUUAACUAGUAAGGUUUGACAUUAUUUGUUGGGUUUUUUUGGUUGACAUUUUUGUUUCAAUUCUUCUUGAUUGUUGGUGCCUAAAUGUCUAUUUGUUGUUUCUGCUUCCGUAGACAUGAAUCUAUGUUUUUUUUUUGUUUCGUUUUCAGAGUGAAUGAUCAUACAAAGGGAAACCCUCUUAAUAAAGUUUUUUAACUAAAGAAGCUGCUAAGGGAAACAACUAGCUAGCUAGCUAGAUUGAUCAAUCAUCACUCUAAACUUUUAGUAUGUUUUCUGUUCUUGUUUAUUUGCAAUUACAUUCUUAAGAUUACUCUUUUAAAGAUUGAAGAGUUUUCUCUAAUCAUAGGAUAAAAUAAUUAUAAAUGCAUAUACGUACACGCUUUUUAGACUGAAUUCUCUAAAUAUCCAUUAAUUUAUCGUACAUGUGAUAGUUGAUAAAAAUCAAAUCUCACGAUAGAGGUAGAGCUAUAUAUAUACAUUGUUUAGUCUCUUUUUUCUGUCACAUAAUUUGUGAAAUAAUCUAAACUUGCAGCAAACCGAUGAAUGAAAGAGAGAGAUAUAGAAGCAACUUCGUCCCUACUUUUCUUACUAACUUUUUAUUUAGCAAAUAUACAAAUAAAAUAUGAUAGCUCAUUUACACACAAUUACCUCAAACUUUUUAAAGUAGACAAAUACAUAUAUGAGAUGAUAACUAUACAUGUGAAUAAAAGUUCAGUAAAAAAACUAUAUAUGUGAAUAUAUUCAAAAAUGUCUGAGAUCUUUCUACAGUUAGAUUAUGUGGUAAAGACUAUUUUAAUUUAUAAUAAGGAGUAGUGUUGAAUCUAAGAUUAAUCUAUGGACAAUGUGGGUCGUUAUGAUUAAAACUGCAUCAAGGUACUCGAAUUUUGAUAUCAGUCCAUAUGAAAAACCUUCAACCAUUGUACUACCAUAGUUGGUUGAUAGUAAAGACAUGCAAACUAUAAGAGGUAGUAGUAAUACACGUAAUAACUGAUUUUUUUUUUGUAAUCGUAAUAAUUGAUUUUGUAUACAAAAAAGGGUAAUAACUGACGUUAAGUCUAUCUAGGUGGUAGUAACUUAAACGUACCGUUGAACUAACUGUGUUUGUAUUAUUUAGUUCAUCUUUUUUAAUAUAACACGUAUUAAACUUGUUUUCCAAAAACAAAUGCUAAGAGUACUUUAUCAUUUUUUUUUUGACAAAAAAAAAAUAUUAUGGUUUGUCAUAUAACUCAUAAACUCAAUAUAAAUAGGGCAAAUCUCCAAAAUAGCACUUUUCUAAGUUUAU
This is a messenger RNA of Brassica rapa (field mustard), 2259 nucleotides long. RefSeq names its product putative B3 domain-containing protein At3g49610. Gene Ontology annotation, molecular function: DNA binding. NCBI's taxonomy places the organism in Eukaryota, Viridiplantae, Streptophyta, Magnoliopsida, Brassicales, Brassicaceae. The record is from RefSeq and is a predicted model, not a curated record.